Chaetomium strumarium is the source of this 1133-nucleotide messenger RNA. RefSeq lists its product as uncharacterized. The transcript is spliced from 2 exons. Gene Ontology annotation, cellular component: mitochondrion. Gene Ontology annotation, biological process: intracellular iron ion homeostasis; iron incorporation into metallo-sulfur cluster. NCBI's taxonomy places the organism in Eukaryota, Fungi, Ascomycota, Sordariomycetes, Sordariales, Chaetomiaceae. The coding region runs from base 163 to 783 and encodes 206 amino acids. The record is from RefSeq and is a predicted model, not a curated record. Gene Ontology annotation, molecular function: ferroxidase activity; ferrous iron binding; iron chaperone activity.
CCUGCUUUCCUGGUCUACUAGCAUUGUGAAUCCCUUCAAGAAGCACUUCCAUCUGAGGUUUUGGAGUUCGCCAGUCCUAGUCAUCCCAUUGAGCAACCCUAAUAGCAGCUUACCAAACCUCCUCUAAAUUAUCCACAAUUUUGUUUUCUUGAUCUCCUAAGUAUGGCGCGCUCGAGUGCUUCCAAGCUCGCCCGGGUCGCCUACCGCAGCUUGCAGAGCAACCGGAUCGCUCGCACCAGCCUCCCAGGCAUCUCCUCUGUACCGACGUACCUGCGCCCCGCCUCCAGGUUUCCGGUUGCACCGUCAGAUCGCCGUCAGAUCUCGAACAGUACCGCCCGAAACGUGAUCACUCCGGAUGGCCAAAACCCGGAGAAUGUCGAGCCUACCAAGGUCACCAUGACGGCGGCCGAGCUCACCGAUGCCGAGUAUCACGCACUCGCGGAUACAUACAUGGACAACCUCCUCAACCGUCUGGAGGAGUUACAGGAUCAGCGGGAGGACGUUGACGUGGAGUACUCGUCCGGUGUCCUGACCCUUUCCCUCGGGCCCGAAGUCGGCACAUACGUCAUCAACAAACAGCCGCCCAACAAGCAGAUCUGGCUGUCGUCGCCAAAGACGGGUCCAAAGCGCUACGACUAUGUCGUCGUAGGCGAGGGCCAACAUGAGAAGCAGGACACAGCGACAGGUAAAUGGGUAUACCUUAGGGACGGGACGAGCUUGAACGACCUGCUCGCGGAAGAGAUCGGGGUCGACCUCGACGUCUCCGAGACCGAGCUUAGCUAGAGGCCGAAGGAGAAGUUUUGGGCCCGGUCUUCAGGAGAAUUCAUUCACCCAGAAGCCUCUCACUGAAGUGUGUGCCUGUAUGUAUUUCUAGGUCGGUUUAUGUUCAGCGAACGACAGCGUUCGACUACGAUGGGAUGAGGCUAAUUUGCUGGCUGGGCGGAGUACCUACCUAAGGUAGGCUUUGGGCGGUCUAGGAGUCUGGUGUCGCAACGUGUAUGGUAGUGUGGUUCAGCACUCAUGCUUCAGGGACGGUGUUGCCACAAUGGGUUUGGGGCAACUCGCUAUUCGGCGUUCAAUGGUACCUCCGUCUGCUUCAAAGAAAGUCAAUACAUGUUGUUGUCAUUGCUAAA